Messenger RNA from Prinia subflava (tawny-flanked prinia), 12559 nucleotides. It is a transcript of the gene TMEM151B, whose product is annotated as transmembrane protein 151B. The transcript has 3 exons. Bases 158 to 1687 code for a protein of 509 amino acids. The record is from RefSeq and is a predicted model, not a curated record. Lineage: Eukaryota; Metazoa; Chordata; Aves; Passeriformes; Cisticolidae.
UGCCGCCGAGCCGCGGCUGGGGGCGAUGCCGCCGCGCCGCCCGCCCGCCGCGCCGCCCCGCCGCCCGCCCGGCGACCGGCGAGGCAGCGCCCGGCGGCGGGCGGGAUAAUGCAGCUGCCCGGCCCGCAGGCACCGCCAGCGGGGCGCCCCCGCCGCCAUGUCCCCCCCGGCCUCGGCGGCCGCCGCCAGCGAAGGAGGCAGCAGCACGCCGGUGCCUCCGGAGGAGGAGGCGGAGGGGGCCAGAGAGGAGCAGCGGCCAGUGAAGCAGUCUCUCAGCAAGUCCCUGUGCCGAGAGUCCCACUGGAAAUGCCUGCUGCUGUCCCUCCUCAUGUACGGCUGCAUGGGAGCCAUGACCUGGUGCCACGUCACCAAGGUGACCCGGCUGACCUUUGACAGCGCUUACAAGGGCAAGUCCAUGAUGUACCACGACAGCCCCUGCUCCAAUGGCUACGUCUACAUCCCCCUGGCUUUCCUGGUGAUGCUCUACGUGGUGUACCUGGUGGAGUGCUGGCACUGCUACACGCGCAACGAGCUGCAGUACAAGGUGGACGUGGAGAGCGUGCACGAGCGCGUGCAGCGCAUGCAGCAGGCGACCCCCUGCAUCUGGUGGAAGGCCAUCAGCUACCACUACGUCCGCAGGACGCGGCAGGUCACCCGCUACCGCAAUGGGGACGCCUACACCACCACCCAAGUGUACCACGAGCGGGUCAACACCCACGUGGCAGAGGCCGAGUUCGAUUAUUCCAACUGUGGAGUUAAGGACAUCUCUAAGGACCUCAUUGACCUGGAGAGCUACCCGGCCACACGGCUCCGCUUCACCAAGUGUUUCAGCUUUGCCAACGUGGAGUCCGAGAACUCCUAUCUGACCCAGCGGGCCCGCUUCUUCACGGAGAAUGAGGGCCUAGACGACUACAUGGAGGCCAGGGAGGGGAUGCACCUCAAAAAUGUGGACUUCAAGGAAUACAUGGUGGCCUUUUCCGACCCGGACAACCUGCCUUGGUACGUAUCUCACUAUGUCUUCUGGGUGGCAGCUCUGCUGACCCUAUCCUGGCCCCUGCGGGUGCUAAACGAGUACCGCACCUCCUACGUCCAUUACCACGUGGAAAAGCUCUUUGGGUUCGACUACGUGGCUGUGACGCCGGCCGAGGAGCGCUCCUUCUGCCGGAGGAUGCCCCGCGUCAACACGGUGGACAGCACCGAGCUGGAGUGGCACAUACGAUCCAACCAGCAGCUGGUGCCCAGCUACUCGGAGGCGGUCCUGAUGGACUUGGUGGGGCUCUCCGGCUGCACCAGCUACUCCGCCUGCCGCUACGGGGGCUACCGGCAGAACUGCGAGCGGUGCCACAGGACUAUAAGCAGCUCCUCCAUCUUCUCCCGCAGUGCUCUGAGCAUCUGCAACGGCAGUCCCAGGAUCCCCUUCAGCAGCAGCCGCUUCUCCCUGGGCCGCUUGUACGGCUCGCGGCGCAGCUGCCUCUGGCAGAGCCGCAGCGGCAGCCUGAACGAGCAGAGCUGCCCCACCGAGCAGACACGCCUCUCCAGCCAGGUGACUGUGGAGGAGGAAGACCCCCCUCCUUAUCAGGAUGCCCUCUACUUCCCUGUCCUCAUCGUACACCGCAACGAAGGCUGCCUGAACCACGACCACCGUCACCUCCAUCGCAAUGGGUCCUGCGUGGAGACCUCACUGUGAAAGCAGAAGGCGGUGGGAUCUCAUUGUCCAUUGCCUGGCCCGAGCCAGCGCAGGAUUUGGGGAGAGGAGCACGAGGGGGAUAGCCUAGGAGGACAUCAGGAUGGAGUGGACAUGGCAUCCUGCUCCGGCAGCCAGCAGAAGCUUCCCCCGCUGUGGCUCUGACCUCCCAGAGGGGUGGACGCUGAUGCUCCCCCGACACGGCACAGAACUCUAGACCGAUCACCACACGCAAAAAAAAAAAAUCAACCAAACCAACUGCAAAACCAUAAUUCAUGGUAUCAAGACCCAAAGGGGGGAAUAAAACAACAGGCCUGAUGCAGGGAGGGGGUGGCUUUGGCUCCCAGCCCUGGCUCCAGGCUGGCUCGUGCUCCAAGGAACCAGCAGCCACCACAAAGCACCCUGCUGCACCUCUGCCCACCCUGCUUCCCACACUGGAGUGAGACCCCUCACAGGGUGGAGGAGAACAGGCCCCUGGGAGCGGGGUGUCGCUGCCUGUGAUGGAAGAUCAUGGGUACCCAGGCACCUGGAGCUGAGUGGCAGACCAUGCUUCGACUGUUACUUUGUUCUCACUGCUGGGAAUGGCAUUGCCUCCAGAGGACCCCAGGCUCAGCUCCUUAGGAAGCUUCGGUGUGCCAGCUGUGAGUCAGCAUCCCCUUGGUAAAGGGUUUUCUGUUUGGGCAUGCAGCGGCAGGGAAGGGAUGAAUGUGCAAAUCCAGGUGGAGCAGAGAUCUGCAGUGCUACUGAUGUGUUUGCUGGAGGAGGGCUCAGCUGGAAGGAGAAAACGAGGGGCCCCCGGUGAGCUGGGGAAGAGGAUGGCACUGGGACAGACAUUGUGGUAUCAGGUGGCACAUCAAGUGGCUGGGGACCCUUCCUGGCUUUGAAGUGAGUCCUAAUUGGCUUAGCUAAGCAUCAAGGAAAUCUCUGGUAGGUUCAGCUGCAGUUCACCUACUGAUAAUGGAGCAGCAGGUUGGUGCAUGUCUGCAUGAGUGAAUUUUGCAUGAGAUCCAGCUGGGCUCUGGCUGUGGACUCUGAGCUGCAGGCUCCUGGAAGCCUCAUUCUGGCAGAGAGCUCUGAGGGGAUAGGAAGGACAAAUGCAAAAGCAUGCUGGAGAAUUGGGAACUUCAGCUGGGAAAAGUAGGAUCAAAAGGAUUCUGUUUCUGUGGGACUCCACUAUUGGUGCAGGACCCAUGCAGGAGGCAUCUGCCAAGAGGGAUGCUCUGCAGAACAGAGGCUGGGGAUUCAUUAGAGGAGAACCUGAUUAAAACUUAAUGUUUUGCAUGACAGGUUUUUGCAGGGAGGUGUCAGGCUCUGAGAAGUGAGGUGAUUUCUGUGUAGCUCAUUAGCUACUGAGUUCUUCUGCCUUGGUCUUGUCAGGAGAGCUUUGUGCUGCUGCUUCUACCCCGCUGGAAAGGAUCUCAGUGACAUUGGGCAAAGAGCCUUUGUGUCACUGAAGCUGCAAUAGUGUUUGGAGCGUGCAGACACCCAACUUUUCCUCCUCCAGCAACAAAUCCCCAGAUCUCCUGUGUCCCUGUUCUCAGAAAAGCUGUCUCCUUUUCAGACAGCUCUCUGGGGAGUGCAUGCUAAAUCAACCAGUGAUUUCUCCAGACAGACUACUCUUCAGCAUCACCCCGCUUCCCUCAUCAGCUAUGGCAAACAAGAGCUAAGAGCAGCGUGUCCUGGGUGGCAAGGGCAAGUCCACUGGCACCUGAGCAUUUGUGCUUGGUGUCUGUCUCCCCAUCUGCUGCAGAAGGGCAAACAGUGAGGCAUUAUAUUUAGUCCAGCCAUCUUCCUCCUGCCAGCUGUUCAUGAGGGCUCUGUCUCUCUCAUCGUGCUGCUCUACUGCUUUUCCUCCCAGGUCUUGAGGAGGCUGCAAAUGCACCCAUGUGCCACACUGGUCCUCUUUUGAAAGUCAUCUCCUGCUGACAAGCCUGGAGUGGUCAGCACUUGUGGGCGUUGUGGGGCUCCACUUUUCAUUUCCCCCAGAGCCGCCUGUUCUGCUCUUUAUGUCCUGCAUCUCCUGGUUAGUGUCUCUUGUCCUUUGAGUCAGUUUGUCCUCCUGGAUCUCAGGUGCUUAACUGCAAACAGCAGUGGUUUGAACAGGAAGUCUCUUAAAAUCUCACUCUGUUUAUGAAUCCGUCUUAGCAUCUGUCCUUCCUUUCAGUACCAGAGCUAGAUGCUGGCUUAAAGAAGAGGGUCCCUUGGAAGACAGAAAAGCAUAAGAUCUCCAGUGUAGGCACAUCCCUCUCUCUGUUUUGUUCUCAUUAUCUUUGGCACAGAUUCAGACUGGGCGAAAGCAGCCCUGGGAUUUCCUUGCUUUGUAAUGACAUUUGGCUUGCUGUGCACUCUGCUUCUCUCUCCAAGGGCCUAAUGUAAGCCAAGGCCACUGUGGAGUGUCCUCGUGACUCCAGGGAGAUAAUGGUAUGUGCUUGUAUGUCCCAGUGAAUUCAGACAGUGGAGCUGCAAUGGGUCAUUAGUGAGGAAUGAGGUCCCUGCUUGUCCUUCCUGACAUGUUCUCUUUGUAAUCUCCUGCACAUUGCUGAAAUUAGGCUGUAAUGGCUCAUCUUUCUAUCUCCAGCCUCCAAGGUGCCUUGGACAGAUGGAUUUAUCGAAGUUUUGGCAGGCCUUUUAGCUCCCUGGGGCAAAGACAGUCUUCACAAUAGGGACAGAUUAGCAGGGUCUCUGUGCCCCCAGCUUUUAGCAUCUGCAGCAGAGUUUCAGGCAUCAUGUCCUUGGCUUUUUCGGGGGCUUUCCAUGAGAAUCCCUUAUCUUGUUCCUCUGGCCCCAUUUUCAGCUGCGAAAUCUUAUUUUGGAGUUGGUCUAUCCAGGUGGACACAUAGAUCUUCGAGGCACGGCUGCUGUUCUGACCCACAGGACCUGUACAGUCUUCCUGUUACUGAACACCUUCCCCGUCUACAUGGUGCCAGCUGCAGCCAGUUCCCAGCUGUAGUCCCAGUGCUACUGUCUGUGGCUGGUCCAUACCCACAGUACCCGGAGAAGUGGGACCUCUCUAGUCAGUGUUCCCCACUGCGUGCCAGGAUUUCUCAGAGAUCCCAUCCCUCAUAUUCUUGGCCCUGCAUCUGGUAGGACUUGCCCCCCUGGUCCAUCCUAUUCCAUUCUCUCAUGGGUGGAGACAUGCCUCAGGCUCAGGAAAGGGGGAUGGUGCACUUGGACAUGGUAGGGGGGCAGGACUGGGUAGCAGGAGCUGCCUGAUGCUUGACAGAGGAGUGGUGGAGCUGAAGAGGAGAAACUGAGACUAGGGUUCAUCCUGGCAUGUCUAGUCAGGCAGGAAGGUUCAGAGCAGAAAACGGGGCUCUCCCUUCUGUCUCCUGGCAUGGGACACUACUGGCAAAGAGGGUCUCCUCCUAAGGGAUGGUGAGAGACCGCAGUGCCCUGGGCCAAGGGCAGCUGCUGUAAUUCUGCUUAUGGCUCAGGUUACGAGCACAGAUACCCAGAGAUGGCCUGUCCCUGUUCUGGCACACAGCCUCUCCACGGAGUAGCCCCAUCUCCUGACACAUUCACAUCACCCACCACAGCUCUGGGCUGUGCAGCAGUCAGGUAUCUGCUCUUCCUGAGACUUGUGUCUCCACUCUUACCUAUUCACGUUGGUGAUGACGAUUCCUUUGGCAGGUCAUUCGAUGGCCCAAUCUGCUCUUCUCAGGAUAGCCUUCUUCCUUAUAUCUGAGUUCACCCUGCUGUAUCUUAAUCCCAUUACUUCUCCUCCAUUGACUGGUGAGUCUAAUUGGCUCUGAUCCUCUUUCCCAUGGCCUUCCUGACACAAGCAGGCCUGUUAUCUAUAGCCAGUCCCAUCGUCUUGAUGUCACUUGCCAGACCGUGGCUUGAGUGGCGGUGCAGUUUUCACUGUGUAGUGAGUAUGUGACUCCUGCUCUGAGCCUGGCCCGGGCAAGAGGGCCAAAGGUGCAAGCAGUGCCUUGCUCUGUCGGGGUGGCUGUGUCCUCAUUUCUGGUGCAGAAGAACUCUUCAAAGUGAGCGGAGUACACAGAGCUGCUGGCUGCUUACACAAGGAAAAGCAGGACAGCACACAUCACCCUCUGGGAAGGUCAGAGCUGGGUGCUUGUCAGUAUGAUGGGGGCAAUAACUAGAAGGAUCUCUGCAGUCAGAUGGCUUUGGUUUUUUCUGUAUAUCAUUCAAACACUGCAGCUUUCUAUGGGCUGAGAGUCAAGCUCAGCAUUGCACUUAGCAGCGGACUUGCCUCACAUACCAGAAGGAGGGAGGUAGGAAUGCUGCCAGCUCCUCUUCGUGGCCCUUGGUGGUGCUAAUGCAACCCAGAAGAGGGCUAGUCCUUACUGCUGCAAGGCUGGAGAAUUAGUUUGGGCUAUUUGGUGUUUCCCAUCUGUCAAUGUACUUGUCAGGUACUUAAAAGCUCUCCAGCUUUUCUGAACUAGAGAAAAAGAGAGAGGGAGAGAAGUGUGUGAGAAGCUCUGGAUUAGCUGAUCAUCAAGACACAUCACCACCCAUUUAUCUAUCUUUCAGCACAGUGGAAGCUUCCCACAUAGUGCCUAGCACCUUUCUUGUGCAGAAGCAGUCGAUGACACCAGCCAGCCAAGUGGUAAUUCUUUGAGCUCUCUGUGUUUCUUGUCUCACUCCACACCAAAGAAGGAGGUUUCAGAGAGGGCUGCCAGGGUGAGCAGCUGUAGGGGCAUUCAUUAGCAUGGGGAGAGGGAAUCUGAGCCUAAGGCCAAGGCCAGGCCUUCCAGGCAUAUAUGCAGUAUAAAGGCUUGGGAAGCUGCUGUUCAUCUAUUGUCAAACAAAUGUACCCCCCUUCCUUUCUGCUCCCCAUCAAAUGCACAUUAGAGAUCCAGCUGGUUCCUUCCCUCUUUGUUAUCUCUUCAGGAGGCUGCAGGGUUGUUUAAUAACUGAUGGAUGCCAGUGGGGUGAGAACUGCAGGAAAAGAUGUAUUAAGUGGAAGUUUAAGAAAGUUAGGUAGCAUCUGAUGCCAGUAAAACAGCACCUGCUGGUUAGCAGGUGGGAUGAAUAAUCUCCUUCCAGCCUUUCCAACCACAGCUUCAGUAGUGCUGUCUAAUGCCACCAGGGUGCUGCUUUUUAGCAGGUACAGACUUUGCUGCAGUGUGCUCCUACUCUGUUGCAGUCGCUAUAGGGGCUGGGUCUGAAAUGCUACACCACCACCAAGAUGUUGUGUUACCAAAGAGCUGUAAGUCUCAAGCUGGGAUAUGUCCUUCUGAUCAUGUUUCAUUCAUAUUCAGUGGUUAGAAUAAAGUCUGUAGGAAUAGGAUCUGGAUCCAGGUAAAGUCAGAAAUGAAACAUAGUUUAAGUGAUAGCUCUGUCUGGCACUGCUGCCUCCUGUGAUGCCCUUGGGCCCACGCUCUCCACUGAGCCAGGUAUGCAUGGGGACCAAGGUCUGGUUCAUAGGACCUCGGACCCCAGUGGGGACUUGGGGCUGAGCCUGCCUAGAGCUGUUUUCCCUGUGGGCAUUCUGGAGAAAGUGUAAAGUGGUCAUAGUCACACUUCAGGUAGAAAUUAAUGGGCUGAGUUCAUUCCUAGUGUUAUUUUGCUGAAGCCAGUGGUACUAUACUACUGUGAGGUUGGCUUAGCAGCUCCUCAGAGGGGUCUUGAGUCCAGUAAAAUUGAUCUGUCCCAGUGUUGCUUUGAGGCAUAGAUUUUGUGUUGGGACUUGGCCAACAUGAAUGAAUGUUGAAUAUCUGUGGUUUCUACAAGCAGUGGGUUGAAUUGUUCUGCUCUACUGCCUCUGUCACAGCUGCUCCACCAAGGGGAACAUUAUGCCUGUGGAUGUGAUCUCGUCAGCUCCCUCAAAAGCAAGCUAACAAGCAAAUUGACCUCCACAGCACUGGGAGAGGAGCCUUCUCCCACAGGACCAUAGCCUUUCCACUUCUGAGGUAGAAGAGGUCCCAAGGACAGAACUGAACCUGCAAGACCUCGUGGCCUGCCCUUCCUCCUUCCCUCCUUACCUCAUGUCUGUCUUGGGGGAGGGACAGUUUCCCUGUGGAGUUCAGCAAGCUCCUCUUCCUGCAGCUCGUAAACAGGCUCUACUAACAGGUAUAUCAUCCACCUAUGCAACUCUUCCAGAAGCUGCCAGAUUUUCAGGAGCCCGUUACAAUGUGCAGCAUGGCCAUCCAGCACUGAGAAUAAGCACAGUGGCUGCUGGAAAGCUAAGUGGGUUUUAUUCCUCCCCCAUUCCCCAGGAAGACUCUUUUUGUUGGGCCAUUUUGUUUGUUCGUUUGUUUGGUUUUUGUAGACUUCAUUUCGGGGAAAUUAAACUUGUGAGAAAUUGGUGCCCAUCCUGAACUCUCCCCCAUCCUUCGAACUCUGUGAAUGGCUGGAUCACCUACUGUGAUUAUAAUAUAGUGGAUUUUGUAGAACAAAAUAACUUCACACACAGACACAUGAGGUUCUCUCACUCUCCAUCAGCACAAGCUGCUUCUGCAAUCUUAGCUACUCACAUUAGUGAAAGAAAAAGCCUAGCUAGAAUGUGGUGAGAUGACGUAGUACUUUGUAUCAGUCCCAUGGUCCCAGCGUCCAUUAGCAGCGCCAUCAGCUGCCGUGACACGAAUUCAGUCUUUGGAUGGCAGCCCGUGAACCAGUCAGGGUGAAAGCUGGGAAAAUCCCAAGCCAGAGUCUAUGCACAUUUCCAGAAGCAGAUGCAGAAGGACGAUCAGCUGAAAGCAGGCAUCACCUCCCGCUGGGCCCCAGCAGAAGCUGGUGGGCUCUGUGUGUGCUGCACCUGCCCCCCAGGAAGAGCCUGUCCCCAGGGCCGAGCAGGGGGAGCCAGAGCAGCAGUGUCUGAUGGAGCAGCACUGCGCAGCUGACUGGGGAAACAGUGGUGACAGCUAGACCCCAGAGUAACAGGAUUUCACUUUGGAAAUGCCAACGGCUUUUUCAAACUGAAAUGCAACAAGAAGGCCUUAACAGCUGUGAGAAGUGUUUCACAUCGCUGUUCCUUGCUUAAAGAAAAGAUUUUUGGUGAUGAGGUGGCUUUAAACUCUCUACUCCUUCCAUCUCUGUUAGUAAUGUGCCAUGCUGGUGGAGAAGGAAUUCCCAAGGCAGAUCAGGAUGGUGGCCCUGUGGCUUUGCAGUGGGGUAGGUCGAUCAGGAAUGGAGGCCAGAGUUUAAAAUCUUUCUGUGCCCCUGGAGGUGUGACAUGGCCAUCGCCCAGGCGUGGCGGGGUGGGGUUCUGUGUGCUGAUGCACAGCUGGGGUCUGUGGCCCUGUGGAGGGUUGAUAUGCUUGUGGCUUCGGUGUGGUGACACCCAUCCACCCUUGCAGCAAGGGCUUUUCAGGGUGACAGGGCAUUGCUUCUUCCUCAUGAGAGGAAACUCCUGACCUGGUUUCUGUGAGGAGAUGGUGUGAAGUGUCACAUUUGCUGCAGUGAGUGGCAGGGAGCAGGGAUAAAAGCAUGGAGCAAGCUGUGUUUGAGAACAAGCUAAUCCAUUGCUGGCUGCCUGAAACUGGAGAGCUGCUGGAUCUGCUCCCUGGACAACGCUUUCCAGCUCUUCUCACUCUCCCCAAACCCGAUGUGCAAACUGCCAUUCCUCUGAGCUAGCCAAGGUACUCCCCUGCCCUGAACUCCUCUGAGGCCAUGUAUUCACAUCCUUUUGGUCCCCUCCCUGCUGGGCGCCAUGGGCCAGCCAUGAAAUGCCAGCAGAUGCAUGAUGACCACAGGCAUGCUGGUGGCCAGACCUCACCAUACCCUGCCUGUGCACAGCCUUCCAGCAGUGCUCCCUGCCCUGGCGUGCCCACUGCUUGCUUGCUGCAGAGCAACUGCUACACAUCCUAGCAUCCCUUUGUGCUUUCCCAUAGAAUUUCGCAGCACUUGUCUUAAGUUAGAAAACAGAAGGCCUUGAUGUAUUGGUGGUUGUGGUCUGCAGACCAGGGAGGAGAGGAGAUGCAGGUCAGCUGUAGUGGCAGUGUGGCACCAGGGGUCAGCAUCGUGGAGAAAGCAGCAUAUCUGCUGGAGAAGUCUCCAAACGUGGGCUCUGUGCUUCUCUGCUGGGGCUGAGGGCAGCUGACAGAGGGCAGAAUGGGAUGUGAAUGCUCAGCAAGACACAGGAGGAAGAGAGCUGGUUGAGAACAGCUGUAAAAGGCUUUGCAAAGGUGCUGGUUUUUACAGGAGCAGAAGGCAAAAUGGGGCAGGAGGAUGCAGUACUGGAGCAAGGGUGCUGCAAGGCAGGGAGGGUGGGGGGGAAAUGGAGCAGGGCAUUUGACAGAGAAGCUUGGGAACAGUGGGCUUUCAAAGCAAUCUGUGCAUGCUCUGGCUGAGGAGAAAGGUAUUCCUAAGCUGAGGUGCCCAGGCCAUGUCUCGCUGCAUUGUUGGAGCAGCAAUGUUGCCUCCAAGCCCAGCACUGACAGCCUGAGCACGUGUCAUCAACCACGAUGGCUAAUGCAGCCACAAGGUGUAAAUGUCACUAAUGAAUAAAUUGCCUUGUGCCUUGGAGAGGCUAAUCCAUCACAGCCAGAGACAGGGAUCUGACAAGCCUGGCUAUUUCAGGCAUACCCUGUAGGGAGGAGGAACGCUUCGUUUCUGAGCCGUCCCCUCCACCUAAGGAAGCCGAUGCAGGGCUUGGCUCUGCGCCACUUCCCGUCUUCCCAGCCACAUGAGCUCAGGCUUCAUCCCUCUUCACUGCAACUGAAGAAGCACAGAAGGAUCUAGAUUAGCCAAAAGUGCCCUGUCAGCAGGGUGGUACAUGAGGCGAGCUGGUGAUUGAGUUUGGGGGGAAGCUGCUGGACACAGGGCACAGGUGCUGUAGGGGUGAUGGAAUACAGUGGUGGGGCCCCAGUGACUGGCAGAGCUUGUGUUAGUUGUCUGGGUGUGUUUCAGGCCAGGAGUGCUUGGCACUAUAUUUUAGAAGUGUGCUGUUUCCUCCUCACCCCACUGUCCCAGAGGCAGUGCACAGGACCCCCAUUUUCAGGACCCCCUGUGCUGCUGAACCCCAGCCACCAGCACCUUGGCUGACUGUGCAGGGGGACAGCAAGUACCAAAUGGGCUGGGACAGCUCAGCCUAGACAAAUCCAGCUCCAUGGGAGCAAAGGGGGGCUGAACACAGCAACCAUCUCUGUGCACAGCCUCUGCUCAUCGUUGUGGCAGCCUGCUCCUGCUCCCCGAGUCGGUGCUCAAAAUCAACCUGCCAUGCCAUUUGUGACAGAUGCCAGUGUGACACCUUGCAAAUCGAUGCCUGGGUCUCUGUGAGCAGAAUCCGCCAGGCUUGGGAAGCUGGCCACUGUCUCCCGCUGCCGUGUGCGCUCUGCUCAGAGCAGCGGAAAGCGGGCUCGCCAUCUGCUGUGGGGGGAGGCAGCCGGGUGUCCCUGCUCCGGCUGAUGGGACACCGCCGGCACAGCCCCAGCGCACGCCCUCCUGUCACUCCCCCUUCUUUGCCUCCCGGCCACUCCUGUCCCUCUCUCUGGCACAGAGUGAGGGGAUGCUCCCGGCUGGACUCUGCUGGGUGCUGCUGAUGCUGCGUUGGUGGGUGGUGGCAGUGCCCAAGCUCAUUCCCUCCUCCAGAUGAAGGCCCCCCUCCUCAAAGCCUGCCAGCACUCCCUGGGGAUAGAUCUCCCGGGAGAGCUAAGGUAUCUGUUCCGGCCCUGCACUCAGCACACAGUGACCAGCUAGUUUCCCACCCUGUGGUAGCCUGGAGCUGACAAGUGACCCACCAACACCAGGAAUGUUCAUACUCCAACAAUCUGCUGUCGCUGUCUGGCCAGAGUGCGUGGCAUUUGAAAUGGUUUCAGCACUUGCAGACUGGCAGAUAGUUGACUCUUGGUCUGAGGUGUGGGCAAGUGGUUGCAGGCUGCUUGGUUUGGACUUUGCCUUUUGGCCAAGAGAUUGAUGGGAGAUAGGGCAAAGAGUUCUCCAGGCAACAGCUACCUGUCCAACCAUUCCUAUGUGUGUCAGCCCAGGAAUGGGUUUGAAGGGUGCUUAAGUGGUGUUAACAGUCUCAGGUGUUAGCAGGAAAAUGAGCAGUAAAUAUCCUGGAAAACGAGUCAGAAGCUGUUCUGGUGAUGACAUGUUUUCCCAAGCCCUUUCCUUUCUGUCCCUUGUCCUCACUGGCUCUGGUGACCAGUUCCUCCUUGUGUGUCUGCUAGCAUGUCUGCAGGAUCUCAUCGCUGCGCACCAAGCAUGAGCUUUCAUUGCACAACUGGCUGACCAGCUGCAGCCCUGUCCUUGGAGCUACAGGCAGGCUUGCCUAGGACCAGGCCACCCCCAUUAAACCCCCACCCUCGCUGCUGGAGCUGUUGCUUCAUCAGCCUGAUGCUGAUCUGGGUCUUUUCUGCUGUUUCUGAACAUGAGUUCUCAUCUCAUUGAGGUGUGUCAUCCAGUGAAAAUAUUUUGUAAAUGCAAAUAAAAAUAAAUAAGUAUAUUCAAUACCUCGGUCUCGAGGAUGGGAAACAAGUAGUGGGAGAUGCCCAGGUAGGGAGGUUUCACAGCUGCUACUGCUGGUUAGGAAUUCUGGACUUAGCCCCAGAGCAUCCAUCAAUAGUUGGGAAGGGAGCUACCCAAGCCUGCGAGGGCUUGGGCCUGAGCCCUGUCAGCAGCCCUUGUGUGGCCCCUGCUGUCAGGGCAGCCUCACACUCCAUCCUUUCUGAUCUACAUGGGCGUGACAUGGUGCAGGUGAAGGUCCUGUCACCCAGGGGCCAGUGGCACCGUCGGUGUCUGUAUCCAUCAGGCAGGGCAAGGCAGAAGCGGGUACGUGAUGAAUAAAUUCUUUUGUGAACACUGGGAAAUGGUUUUUACUUUUCAACUCUGUCAAUAUGAUCUAGCUCUGUCUGUCUCUCUAUAUAUGUACAAACAGUAUAUCACAAUGUUGCCUUUUUUGUUGGAAAUAUCGAAGUACAAAGAUUGUAAACCAAAUCGGUGUAAUAAAAGUUUAAGAUGAUUCACUGA